AGAUAUGAUCUGCAACAACUUUAUUCUUUCUAGUUUUACCACAACUAUAAUAUAAUAAUGGCUGAUAAUAAAUUUUUACCAAAAUUGUCUCAAAAUUUACUUGAAGUUUUAGACGACGAAGAAUAUUAUGAUAUUACAAUUGAAGUUGGUAAAGAUCCUUACGUAAAAUUUUUUCGUGCUCAUAUGGCUAUAUUAAAUUAUCGUUCUCCUUAUUUGAGAAGAAUUUUAUCAACUAAUAAAAAGAAAAAUGAUGGAACCAUAGCACAUAUUAAAUUACCGAAUAUUUUACCCGAAAUUUUUCAAAUAAUUUUAAGAUAUAUUUAUGGUGGAAGAAUUUCUUUAGUAGAAUAUGAUAUCUUAGAUAUUAUUAAAAUCUUGCUUACUGCUAACGAA
Rhizophagus irregularis DAOM 181602=DAOM 197198 is the source of this 393-nucleotide messenger RNA. RefSeq lists its product as uncharacterized. Gene Ontology annotation, molecular function: protein binding. The record is from RefSeq and is a predicted model, not a curated record. NCBI's taxonomy places the organism in Eukaryota, Fungi, Glomeromycota, Glomeromycetes, Glomerales, Glomeraceae.